Macrosiphum euphorbiae (potato aphid) is the source of this 1728-nucleotide messenger RNA. The record is from the annotation of a GenBank genome assembly. Lineage: Eukaryota; Metazoa; Arthropoda; Insecta; Hemiptera; Aphididae.
AUGGUUGGUCGUUGGUCGGAUAGUCAAUUUACGGUUUGUUCCGAAGAUUCUUUCAUUAGUGGUGUAUAUUAUAAAAAGGACAACUCUAAUAGCCUUAAAGGACCAUUAAAAGCGGCUAGACUAUGUAUUUUAAGUUUACUUGUGCCUGGUAUUUUGGUCAUUGCACCAUUGUACAUUCGUUAUCAUGUCUAUUCUGAUCAUAAAUAUCCUUUAGCUAUUACUGAUAUGAGAAUAUUAGACCAAAAAAUGUCAACAUUUUGGUGCCAACGCCAUAUAGUGAAUACUAAUGCUACUUUUAAUGCAUAUUUGAUGCCAGAAAAACCAUCUAUGUUACCAAAAAUGGAAUUUGUUGAAAUGGAGAGGCAUAUUACGUUAGAAGACGAUAUUAAAGAAUAUUGGGGAUUUUAUCUACUUAAAGAUUCAAUUGUAAAAGUUUCUACAUGCUCAAGGUGGCCUGGAGCUAGUAUAAUAGUUAUUAAAGGACACAAACAUUUAAAAGAAUGCGCUUAUAUAGGAGAUAAUUCUAGUGAAGAGGUUGAUGAAGUUGAAUCUUCUGAAGAAGGCAAUGACACACAUAUUCCAAAUUUUAUGAGAAAACUUACUUCUGGUAUGACUGUGCCCGAUAUGGCACCUGACGUGGUCUACCUUACAACUCAUCCAAAUGAUAGUUAUAUAAACCGCACAUAUUUUAAGAGAUCCAGUAAAACUGCCAAUCAUCAUUUAGAUUAUGCUGAAGAUUUAUAUCAAAAAGAAAUGAAAGAAAAAAUUGAAAACGAGGAUUAUGUAGCCCAAACAGUAAAAUCUAAGCCCGUAUUCACAAACGUUAACGAGAUCAAUAAUAUACCUCAAUCAAAAGAAUUGAUCGAAGAAUCAUUAAGAAAAUUGGGAAAUCAGGGAAAAGACGGAGCUACACUUUUACGCAAACUAAAAGAAGUUCUUCAAAAUGAUCUAAACGAGCCAAUGAAUGACACAAAUAGACUUUAUCAAAUAAUUGAAAAUGCAAUGGCUGACGAUGAUACAUCAUGGCGUGGUCCUAGACUGAGGCAUUAUCGUAGUAGAUUUAAACGAUCCACUGUAAAUGAAAAAUAUCAAGACAACUUGAGCAAAGAGUUAUUUAAACAUGACCAACAAAACGAUGCAGCCAAUGAAGAGGCCGAUGCGCUAUCAUCAGAUGGGAUUGCUCAAGUUCGUGGAAAAGUAACUGAAAACAACACGCACACGAUGAAUAAGGACCGUAGUCAUAGUGAGUUUUGGUCGUCAUUUUCCAGUAGUGAAGAAAUGCUCCUUGAAUGCGAAGGUCUUUUAUUAAGCUUACCAUUAGCUCCACAUCAUAAAUGUUUACCUCCGAACAAAGAUCCUGAUUAUGAAGCAGCCAGCCAUCCGAAUACUGUUACUUAUAAGGUUCCUGGUGAUGGAUAUUAUUUUUUCGUAUUCAACAGCGAGAACGAGAUUCAAGAUAACUUUAUACGUAUACAUUUUGCCAUCAAUAAAACCGUGUACGAUGUCUCAAAACCAAUUUCAUCUUGUCUAAAUGUAACAGGUGAAUGUCAAUUACCUUUAAAUUUUUGGUCACAGCAAACAACAGUCUUAGAAAUGUUAAAUCCUGGACAAAAUAGUGAUUCUGGAGAUGAAUUUAUAGCAAUUUCUACAUGCCAGCCCAGAUCUGCAGUAUAUGCCAUUUGUCUGAUAGCAGCACCUGUUCUGUUUGUUUUAUUUUCUUUUCAUUGA